CAUGCGGUAACUAGAUAUUGCCGUUUGGACAAACCUUAUAUUAUUGUCUAUUACAGUGGUGAUAAAUGUCCAUAUUGAACAGCAAACAACAAGAAAACAAAUCAACUUCAACAACAGAUAUUAGAAUGGCGUAUGUUUUACUGUCCCUCACUGACAUCAGCCGGCAGUCGCUGGGACGAGCUAUGUUUGCUCGUCUUGUGUUAGAAGAUGACGUAAGCAACGCUCAUCAAUUGCUGCAGGACUUCAUCGUAAACUAUCAACUUCCGAAAUUAAUAAAGCUAAGUAUACUACGUGCAUUUAUACUUGCGCUCGACCGUGGCCAUACUUGUCUCUCGGACAAAGACUGCAGCGUCACGUCAUGCAAGAGGAGGUUCUGGGAUGAAACACAUCAUGCACCUGAGUGUCAGUUCUUCAAAUCUGAGACUUCAAUGCACGAAAGACGUUUCCGCGCGACAGCGCUCUCAAGGCAGUGUGUGCAAGUUGUCAUGGCAACCUGGGGUGACACUGUGUUUUCACCGGGUGUGCUCGUCGAAAAUGGAUAUCCCAUCGGGUUAUCACUGCGCAUGCGCCAAUGGCUAGUCAUGUACGCUGUGGACGGGUUUCUGAUGUGCCAUGACAUUUGCCAAAGCUCCUUCCCCAUUACGUCUGGGCCUGACGUCACGACCUUCCAACAAAAAGCUGACCAGUUUCACCUUUGCGCUUCGGUUAAGGAUCUACGCAGGCAGGUAUGCGAGAAGGCAGAAAGAGAGAAGAAAAACAAGACCCCGAUGGUAUUGGAUCUAAGAGCAAGAGAUACCAACGUCCAUUGUACAAGGGCUGCAUUGACCGCCCUCAAGCUUGCGCUAGAGAGAACGAAAUAUCCCGAACCGUCUGAAUACUUGGUCCCCGAACAGACUGUCGGUCCAUUGGGCGCUCCUAAAUCGGUUCCAACGAUAAAACUUGAAGUUGCUGUCAUCGGUUCAAUACACGAUUGGUUCUCGGACGUUCUCCUGAGUGUGUUGCAGAAAUCUAGGAUAGAAGGACUAAAUAUUGAUCUAUCGUCGUUGAGAUUUGAAGACGUAUCUCCUCACACUGCUGGAAGAAUAAUCCGAAGUUUGCCGAAUCCUUCCGAAAUCCGGGAACUUAAUUUUCGCCACGUCGAUCCCCAAUGCUUGUUACAGGCACGUGAUGCUCUGUGCGACGUCACAGGAGUUGAACAAUUCGCCCUCGCUACAUGUGACUAUCACCCAGCUACAUACACCUCAACCGAUACCCUAACACUGUGGAACGAAAUAUUUUCUUGUUGGCCAAAACUGCGGACCUUGGAAUUUUCUGGAAUCCGAAUGUGCUUCCACCUAGCAGAUGGAUCGAUCAGCGGUGUUACCCGUGGCGCUAAAGAAUUUAUCCGCAUCCCGCCGUCGCUUCGUUCCCUAGAGUUCUCCAACGACAGCGUUACAACCGAUGUACUAUUGUGGCUCAACGCUUAUUACGGGAAACGUAAUGAUGACAUCACAAAGGACCUUGAUGACGUAACACGACGUUGCUGCUUACGCACAUUGAGGUUUAGGCAUGAAACCGGGUUGGCAAGGCAACAAACACGUGAUCGUUUGAUGGACGUUUUAACGACCGGAAAACACUUCAUUGAAGACGUCACAAUUCACCAUUGUGGCAUCACAGACGCAGAUGCUGAUGACGUCAUAAACCUAUUUGAUAAAGGUUUGACAUAUUUACGCAGACUUGUGAUUCUCGAACCGGCGUUUUUGUGGAAAACAACAAUCCGUGUUUUUAAGGCAGCAAUGAUAAGAAACAAUCCAGCAAGUUGCAACGAACUUAUUUCUUUCUCGGCCCUAGUUCCACGGGCCAGCGACACAACUGUAGACCCUCAGCUGGUGAGUAUGCAAGCGAAAUUCCCUAUUUCGAGAAACCCGAGGUGCGCGUUUGAAGAAUCUUUACAAAAGCUUGCUAAAGAUCUCGGAUACGAAGGUUUGGAAAUUGAAUUAUUUUGGGAACCAGAAUGUGACUUCAGUUGAUGAUGUCACGUAAACACAAUGUGCAACAAACCAAUUCAUUUAUUUAUAUGAGAACACUUUAUUGAAGCCCAGCAUUUCGUAUUUCUCUUUUUAAUCGUAGCAAUAACUACUAAGUACUGUUGUUGUAUCAUUUUGUUGUAAUGACAUAGUACAUUAACAACUGUGACUAAUGUACUAAUGAUCACUGUUCCGUAUAUUUAUUAAUACACAACCUUUCGUUAUUAUAAACUUGAAUGUGCAGAAUGAAAUAUAUUCCAUAUUGCACAUGUUUGUUAACUUUGAAAAAGCAAUAAAAUACAAAAUCCU
Messenger RNA from Ciona intestinalis (vase tunicate), 2315 nucleotides. Lineage: Eukaryota; Metazoa; Chordata; Ascidiacea; Phlebobranchia; Cionidae. The record is from RefSeq and is a predicted model, not a curated record.